GCAGCCUCAGGCAUGUAUGGCAUCUGAACGGGCGGUAAACGCUAAUUAUCAAUCCAUCAUCGGGUAGAGAUCCACUCGAGUGGAGAAAGACCUCUUCCCUUGAAUCGGUUCAACUCCGAAUUGCUGGUGUGAAACGUGGGUUUAAAUGUGGAUGAACAAUGCUCCACUUCUCCUGCCCCUGACAUUGACCUUUAAAUCCCGGCAAGCUGCCACAAAUCGAGUCAUCACAAUCCAUCUUCCACAUCCAUCUACAGCACCUCAACGAUGCCCUACACCGGCCGUUGUAACUGCACCAGCGUCUCUAUCACCCUGCCGGCACAGCCGGAGAGGAGUGUAGCCUGCCACUGCAUCAACUGCAAGAAAGCUGGAGGAGGCUCCUUCUCAAUCAACUACUUCAUCAAUCAAAGUGACAUGACCAUCGAAGACCCCAGCCAGGCAAUGAAGAUCUACAGCGAUCCCAACACUUCUUCGGGGAACAUCGUCCAGCGUCAUUUUUGCUCGAGUUGUGGAAGCCCACUAUUCACGUUGUCGCCAAAGGUGCCGGGUAAAGCGUACCUGAAAGCAGCGCUGUUUGACAUUGUGUCAAAGCCAGAAUCCGUGUUUUUCGGCGAUAAGCAGGAGGAGUGGGUGAGCAUUAACACUGUAUAG
Molecule: messenger RNA, 648 nt
Organism: Aspergillus eucalypticola CBS 122712
Lineage: Eukaryota; Fungi; Ascomycota; Eurotiomycetes; Eurotiales; Aspergillaceae
Product: GFA family protein
Exons: 5
Coding region: 265-648 (127 amino acids)
Molecular function (GO): carbon-sulfur lyase activity
Source: RefSeq, a predicted model, not a curated record